AUGGCUACGAGAUCGCUUCUAAAAACUACUAAAUUAGGCGUUUAUUCAAGACAAUGUCUGAAGACACUGGGUCAGCAGCGUACCUUCACAACGAAGCUAACAGAACAGCAACAAUCCAUUCAGGAACUGGUCAGAAACUUUGCUGAACAGCAUUUAAAGCCUAAUGCAGCUAAACAUGACAAAGAAGCUCUGUUUCCGUUUGAACCUAUCAGACAAAUAACAGAAAUGGGACUCAUGGGUGCGUGCGCCAGCGAAGACUACGGUGGUAUGGGCAUGGACUAUUUAUCUCUGGCAUUAGCAGUGGAAGAGCUGUCCCGCGGCUGCGCCAGUACCGGCCUGAUCGUCUCCAUACACAACUUCCUCUAUCUAAACCUGGUCAAUGAGAAGGGAACACCAGAACAGAAGGAGUUGUUCCUAAAGGACUUCACUCGAAACUGUAUUGGGUGCUUCGCGUUAAGUGAGCCAGGCGCGGGUACAGAUGUAGCAGGGAUAAGGACGAGAGCCAAGAAGGAUGGUGACUCCUGGAUCCUGAACGGCACGAAGCACUGGGUCACGAAUGCUCUGGAAGGCAAAGCCCUCGUUACUUUCGCUACAAUCGACCCAGAACUCAGGCACAAAGGACUUGCUUGUUUCCUGGUUCCCGUAGAAACUGAAGGUAUCUUCAGAGGUAAAAAGGAACGCAUUAUGAGUGUCAGCACGUCUGACAGGGCGGCGACAGCGUGCACCGUGAAGUUGGAGGAUGUCCGCCUUCCUGACAGCUACAUGGUGGGGCAACCUGGUGAGGGAUUCCGGAUCGCAAUGGAACAACUCGACCAGGCCCGUAUCGGUAUCGCCGCUCAUGCUGUUGGUAUCGCUCAAUCAGCGCUGGACACAGCUAUCUCGUACGCUAAGCAGAGGGUAGCAUUCGGCAAACCAUUAACCAGAGUGGCUUCUGUAAAGGACCGUUUAACAGAGAUGUGUAUGUUAGUGGAGACGGCCCGCCUCGUCACGUACCGCGCGGCCGUCGACGUCAGUACCAAGAACAGUGCGAUGGCCAAGUACAUUGCUGGACGGAACGCCGCCGCUGUCGCAGACCACUGCGUACAGAUUCUUGGAGGACGCGGCCUGUCCGUCAAUUAUGAUGGUGAACGGCAUUAUAGGGACGCAAGAGGUACGCAGAUAUACGGCGGAGUGACAGACAUACAGAAGAGGCUGGUCGGCCACUUCCUACUAAAAGAACACGACGCCCUCUAA
Molecule: messenger RNA, 1233 nt
Organism: Spodoptera littoralis (African cotton leafworm)
Lineage: Eukaryota; Metazoa; Arthropoda; Insecta; Lepidoptera; Noctuidae
Source: the annotation of a GenBank genome assembly